AUGGAACCAUCAGCCUCCUCAAUAGUCUCGCCCAAUUCAGAUCCGCUUCCGGACUCGGACACGGUCAGUAUUGGGGGGACUAUCAAAACACCAUUCGCGUUUUAUGUGGAGAAGUUUUCUCUAACGCACGACUUAAAAUCGGAAAAUGAAGAGAAGGAACCGUUUGAUAGAUACUGCAUCUAUACAGGAGAGCUCUACGGGCCAGAGCUAACCGGUAAGGGGUGUAGCAUUAUCAUCUCCGGAAAAGGGGGCGUUGAGAGCAAUCCCGAUGCAUACCAAGGAGGGACAUUGCAAAUUUUCGCAGAGCAUGUCGAGGCUGCUGCGGUAGAAAAAUUGCAUCUUGACGCUGGAGGAGGCCCAGGAGCCAACCGGCAGCCAGUAACUGGGACAGAUGUUGGACCCCGUGGCGGAAAUGGAGGGCAAGGGGGAAGGGUCGAUGUGGUCUUUGGUUGUAUUUUCGAGCAGGCCAUUGAGCAAGGUGCCGAGCUUGUUAAAGGGCUGAUGGAUCCAAAGAAAAAGUGGCCUACGGAUUUCGAAGACAAGAUUAAACAGUUCGUCGGCUUCAUCACCCUGAAAGAAAUCAUGGCAGCCAUGACAAUACCGCCGUCAAUGAGCAAAGUAGAGACCAUGAUGGCCGCUCCAAAAGAGUCAAUACAGCCGACUCUCAUACAGUUUCUUAUAGACCUGGCAGCACAGCGAGAUAGCUUGACCAACGCCUUUGAGCAACACACCAGCGUUGAGGGCGGGCCAUACGGUACUGGUGGCAUGGGAGACAGGCAACGGGGACCAAAUGGAGACACUGGUAAGCCAGGGAGCCACAGUGUUUACAUAUUAUCUGACCCGGCAAAACUAUUGGAGGGUGAAGUGUGCUUCGUGCACCCGACACAGUGCCGGAUGUUGUUAGAUAUGGCCAACCUGCUCUGGUUCUGUGGAUCUCUCGACGAAAAAGCCCGCGCAGCAAACAUUUAUACCCGCCUAAUGCGGAGGCUGGCCUUCUUGGGAGAUGUGAAGGAUGAGAAGGUAUCCAAGACACGCCUAGCCGAAGCAUAUCGCAAAUCAGAGCCAUCUUUGUUCAUCCUCGGCGGGGCGCCUGGGGAUGAACCCAUUUCAUUCACCCUUUUGCGUGCAGUUAAGGACGAAGCUCACGGAAACCUGCUGAGUCUCCUAUCAGGGAAGACCAUCUUCGGCGAUGACAGGGAGAAGGUGCCACGUGGUUCGUUUGGAUUCUAUCAAACAGCCAUUGCCCCGUUGCUCACGAAUUUGAAAGAGGUUGAAAAGACAUAUCGCAGGUUUUUGGGGGGCGAAAUGGAUGCUGAAGAGAAGAAGCAGGCAGUUCGUGACAGGCUGGCUCGGUGUGACUUCCGAAAGCACCUGGUCCAAGAUGAAAUCAAAGAAAAGAAGAACGAUCUCGAUACGAACUUGCAACGGCUCCAUCUAUCAACUGAGUCCAUUGGUCCAGCAAAGAAAAGCCUGAUGAAUGCCUAUAAGGCCGUUGAAGAACAAGUCAAAACAGGGGUUACCGUCUCUUGGGAGGACCUCAUGUCUGCCCUGUCACAAGUGAUUUUUGUGCAUGGAUCCGCGCCUAUGGUCGCAUUGCAAGGCGCAGACCUCAUCCACAACGCACUAGAGAAGCUUGAAUCUGAUUCUGGUGUAAAGAUUGACAGAAGCUUGCUGCUGCAUGAUGCCAAGGAUAUGAAGGAGUCUGUUGAGGGUUUAGCCGAAGGGUAUACGUUGCUCAAAGACGGCGGCGUGGAUUUCGACGACCCAGCUGCAACAAAGCUCCAAGUACUUGCGGAGAAGGCGGACGCUUUCUGGAGCCAGUUCGAAAAUAUCCUGGGCAAGCCUGUGCUGGACAACCUGAGGAAGAGGUUCCACGACUAUAUCGCAAUUGUAAAGGAGCGGAAUGCCGCAGUCAUUGGAUAUACAGAGGCAGUUCUCUUGCUGAUCAAGUAUCAGACAGAGCUCGACGCCCUUGCUGCUGAACGGGCUGACAUCUCCCGGGAGGAGUAUGACCAACUUGGAGCAGAUCAUCCGACUAUGACAGCUUUCAUGAAAAAGCUGUACACAGAUGCAAUCCACACCACGCAGGAAUGGCUGUAUAAAGCGCAGCGUUCGUAUCAAUUUGUCAGUCUAGACCGGGCAAAUGUAGUGGGGGAUCAAAUGGAAGGGUUCAAAUUCUCAACAUUCAAUUCGGCAACGUUGAUCUCGAUCAACUCAACACUCAUCACCAGGUAUAAUGCAUUCAUUGAAAAAGCAGGUACCGAGCCCCAGACAUUUAACGGUCUGAGAUACGAUAUCGAUGAGAUGUAUGUCGACAUGAUCCAAGAUAGUGGAACGGACGGCAUCACACAUACAAUUGAAAUACCAGUCUUUGAUAUCCAUAAGCCGAAUCCAUUCGGCUCUAUGGUCGACAUUCGAUUAACCAAGGUUCGCUUCUAUUUAGACGGGGCCAAGACUGAUUCUCACUUCUUGGAUUUGACGCUGAAGCACCAGGGAAAGGAGACAAUACUCAAUAAGCAAGAUGAACGGUUCGACUUUGUCCACGACCCGCUUAUCACUAAAUUCAGGUAUAAUAUCGACAACCCAAUGGUCAUGGGCCCAGGUACCACGGAUGGGGAUGUGGGAUCGGUAGGAGAGGACCGCUAUGCAAAGGUAGGACCCUUUACUCAGUGGACAUUCCAGGUCACUACCGACAACAACCCGGGGUUAAACCUUGGCAAAGUGAGUAAGGCUUACUUCAUGUUCUGGUUUACCUAUUAUGAGACGAUGUAG
Trichophyton rubrum CBS 118892 is the source of this 2772-nucleotide messenger RNA. RefSeq lists its product as uncharacterized. Lineage: Eukaryota; Fungi; Ascomycota; Eurotiomycetes; Onygenales; Arthrodermataceae. The record is from RefSeq and is a predicted model, not a curated record. The transcript has 4 exons. Bases 1 to 2772 code for a protein of 923 amino acids.